ACCCCUUAUAUGCCGAGCUCGACCAGAAGCCACUCGGAAAACUCUCUGAUUUGAUGUAUCUUCCACGAAUAAGCUAUUGUAAUAGCGUGGGUUGAUGGUUGAACGGGCCGGAAGACAUGCGAAGACUGAAGAGGACACAUCGGCGUCAUUAACGGUUGCAGGCGGCAGGCAUGGCGGUGGCAUCUGGAGUCACAGUGGACGUGAAGGUGGGAACGGCGUGGCAGUGUCGAAGCGGAGGCACCAGCUUGGCCGACGUGGUGCUGAUGGUCAACGUCACGGCGCCGGAUGACGACAGCAGUGAAGAAGAACAGAAGCUGAGGCAGACACUUGGGGGCGAUGGUGUCCUGUUGGAGCGAGCGGACGGCGACAACGGCGAGCCCUGCGUCGUUACGCUGAGCUGCGUCCCCGCCGGGCUGGCCGCUAUCGGCCGCCUGACGCUAAUCAGCGAGGCGCGGACCAUGGAGGUGUACCUGCCCACAGGGGAAUAUUGCGGAACUGUUCGGGGCCACAAGCAGGACGAUGUGCAGCAUGGUGACAGAGGACCUUUCUACAGGAAGCAACUAAGCCUGGAUGACGCGCCAUCGUCAUGUGACGUGAAGCUGCUCUCUCUGGCGGGUCGAAGCAGCGUCUUGCUACGCGGCGUGGUGGUGGCGCUGCGGCCGCCACAGCGCACCCCGCACCAAGAUGGCGGUGGCGCUGCGGGCACCAUCGACCUGCUCCAGGUCCAGAGUCUGGUGGACGAGAUGGGCGGCACCCUCUCGCCAGGGGCUCAAAACCUCAUGGAGACGCUGCGCCUCCAGCAGAAGAACCAAAGCAGUUUCCUGCCCCUCCUGAUGGGUGGGGGCCUCUUGUCCACCUUAGCCCCCCCGCCGAAUGUCGGGACCGCAGCUGCCGCCGCCUUUCAGCAUCCAUCAGACUCUGUCAGGCCCACUGCGCAAGCGCCACCAAACGGGCCGCCGUCGGACGUACGGCUGUCCCAGAUGAUGCGCCACUUCCUGUCGGGGGGCCAGGAUGACGGCAUGGACGGCGUCUCGCCCGACAACUUGCUGCGCGAGAUCUGUGCUCAGCUGGCGCCACUCAAAGUGGACCAGAACAACACGCAGACUGCGGACGCGUCCAUGGAAUCUCGCCUGGAGGAAAUGGAGCGGCGUCUAAAGGAGCACGUGGACAGCCGCCUGGACGCUCUGGAGCACAAGCUGGACAAAGUGCUGCUCGCCGCACUCCAGCAAGCGCCGCAUGCAGCCCCGCCACCCGCCGACCCGUCCGAGACCAAAGUCCACGAGUCCAAAUAGCAAAGAGACGGCACCGACACUGCACUCGGUAACCAACACAGAUGUGGAAUAUAUCAAGCACUACCUGAACUGACCGGACAUUUCUUGAUCGAGACAGAAAUACGAAAUGAACACGCUUGGAGGGAGCAUGCUUUGCGUGCUUACCAUAAUUUAGCUAACCUCGGCACCGAAUGGUUCUGUGGCUUUACUUGGGCUCGCCGGGCAACUUCCCGUUUGCUUGAAUCCCUCUAAGCACAUUCACAACCAAUAAACUAGCCAGUUUGA
This is a messenger RNA of Hippocampus zosterae (dwarf seahorse), 1556 nucleotides long. It is a transcript of the gene c7h10orf88, whose product is annotated as chromosome 7 C10orf88 homolog. The transcript is spliced from 8 exons. NCBI's taxonomy places the organism in Eukaryota, Metazoa, Chordata, Actinopteri, Syngnathiformes, Syngnathidae. The coding region runs from base 171 to 1292 and encodes 373 amino acids. The record is from RefSeq and is a predicted model, not a curated record.